Scleropages formosus (Asian bonytongue) is the source of this 1089-nucleotide messenger RNA. It is a transcript of the gene timp2a, whose product is annotated as TIMP metallopeptidase inhibitor 2a. The record is from RefSeq and is a predicted model, not a curated record. Gene Ontology annotation, molecular function: protease binding; metalloendopeptidase inhibitor activity. The coding region runs from base 362 to 1024 and encodes 220 amino acids. Gene Ontology annotation, cellular component: extracellular matrix. Gene Ontology annotation, biological process: response to cytokine; negative regulation of membrane protein ectodomain proteolysis; response to hormone. NCBI's taxonomy places the organism in Eukaryota, Metazoa, Chordata, Actinopteri, Osteoglossiformes, Osteoglossidae. The transcript is spliced from 5 exons.
CUCUUUCCACACACCGCAACCCGCACCGCUGGGACCCCGAGGGUCCGAGCAAGCGCGCGCCAUCAGAUGCGGCCCAGCACUUUAUUUGGGGGGAGGAGCGAGCCAUAAAAAUGCGCCGAUCUCGGCGAGCAGAAAAACAGACCCUUAGAAGGCAGCGGAGGCACACGGUUCGAGACGCGCGCGCCUUCUUCACCCGCUCGUGCUUUAUUUCGCUCUCCGCUCGUCUGCGCAGCGCCGAAGGAAGCCGGAGCUCCGAAGCCCCGAAGCCCGACCCCAGGCUGCAGGUCCCGCAGAGCCGCCCGCCGAAGGCAGCCGCUGUCCCCCCCGUCCGGAGUCUCCCCGUCCCGUCCCGGAGGAAGAGAUGAGCCGCGCGCUGCGCAGCCUGUGGGCCGCCGUGGCGCUGCUGCUCGCGUGGCGCCUGCACGAGCUGGCGGAGGCGUGCAGCUGUUCGCCCGUGCACCCGCAGCAGGCGUACUGCAACGCGGACGUAGUGAUCCGGGCAAAGGUGAUCAGCAGGAAAGAGGUGAAUGCCGGAAAUGACAUCUACGGCAAUCCCAUAAAGAGGAUCCAGUACGACAUCAAGCAGAUCAAGAUGUUUAAAGGCCCCGACCAGGACAUUGAGACCAUCUUCACCGCACCCUCUUCCGCUGUGUGUGGAGUGACCCUGGACCCCAGUGGCAAGAGGGAGUACCUCAUUGCAGGCAAGGCAGAGGGGAGCAACAAGAUGCACGUGACCCUCUGUGAUUUCAUUGAGAGCUGGGACUCCCUGACCCAAAUGCAGAAGAAGAGCUUGAGCCAGCGCUACGAGAUGGGUUGCGACUGUAAGAUUACCCGCUGCCCCUCGGUCCCCUGCUCGAUCAACGCACCGAACGAGUGCCUGUGGACGGACUGGGUCGUGGAGAAGAGCAUCGUUGGCAGCCAGGCUUCCCACUAUGCCUGCAUCAAGAGGAGCGAUGGCUCCUGCGCCUGGUACCGUGGUGCAGUCCCGCCCAAGCAGGAGUUCCUGGACCUCGAGGACCCCUAGUUAUGCCUAGUUAUGUCCACUGUACAGUCCUGAUUAAAGUGGCUAUGAAACUUUAACGCUGAGUA